AUGUCCCACGCGAGACAGUGCCUCUUUAAAAAUGCACAACUUCACAACGAGUUGAAAUCGACGUCGGAGUCGCUGGCGCACUCGGCUAACUUCAGUCCUAUUCUACAUUCAAACGCGUACAGUCCAGUCGUACAUACAGUGCCGAUAAUUGAGCGAUUUCAACGAAAAAUUGAAAAUCGAACUGGACUUAUUUAUACCGAGCCAAAGACAUUCCAGCGUCACUAUUUACGUGAGUUCUAUUUUGGAGCGUUUAUUACGGCGGAUGCACGGGCGGCCCCGCGCGAGAGUCGAGCCACUCUGCUGUUAUUAUAUUCUGGAGCACGCCCGCCUUACUUCACGUUUCGAGUGUUCCUUCUAGCACCUAUGAGUUUAUCUAGUCUACGUCACACUGCUCGCUCGGUGCAGCCGCUUGCAUCGUUAUAA
Messenger RNA from Pieris macdunnoughi, 423 nucleotides. Lineage: Eukaryota; Metazoa; Arthropoda; Insecta; Lepidoptera; Pieridae. The record is from the annotation of a GenBank genome assembly.